Messenger RNA from Ylistrum balloti, 6312 nucleotides. RefSeq names its product exportin-1-like. The record is from RefSeq and is a predicted model, not a curated record. Bases 79 to 3306 code for a protein of 1075 amino acids. The transcript is spliced from 23 exons. Gene Ontology annotation, biological process: ribosomal small subunit export from nucleus; protein export from nucleus; ribosomal large subunit export from nucleus. Lineage: Eukaryota; Metazoa; Mollusca; Bivalvia; Pectinida; Pectinidae. Gene Ontology annotation, molecular function: nuclear export signal receptor activity; small GTPase binding. Gene Ontology annotation, cellular component: nucleus; cytoplasm.
AAAGUCUAAUGCCUUUCAUUACAAGGAAGGUGGAUGUUUGGUGUAGACAUGAAACAGGGUUCUUCUUCGAAAUAAUUCAUGCCACCAAUAAGUAUGAGUAUGGCUAACCUCCCAGAGGAAGCUGCUAAGCUUCUGGAUUUUAACCAGAAGCUGGACAUAAAUCUCCUGGACAACAUCGUUGCUAUGAUGUAUACAGGAGAUGGACAGCAGCGUAUGGCACAAGAGGUACUUACUACACUUAAAGAACAUCCAGAUGCAUGGACGAGGGUAGAUACCAUAUUGGAAUACUCCAGCAAUCAACAGACCAAGUAUUAUGCUCUCCAAAUAUUAGAAAAUGUCAUAAAAACUAGGUGGAAAGUCCUACCAAGACCACAGUGUGAAGGUAUAAAGAAAUAUAUUGUUGGGUUGAUAAUCAAAACAUCUUCUGAUGCUACCAUGUUAGAACAAGAAAAAGUCUACAUAGGGAAACUUAACAUGAUCCUUGUUCAAAUUUUGAAAUAUGAAUGGCCACGAAACUGGCCAUCUUUCAUAUGUGAUAUAGUUGGUGCUAGCAAAACAAAUGAGUCACUUUGUCAGAACAACAUGAUCAUCUUAAAGCUUUUGAGUGAAGAAGUAUUUGACUUCAGCAGUGGCCAGAUGACACAAGCUAAAGCCAAACAUCUAAAGGAUAGUAUGUGUUCAGAAUUCUCACAGAUCUUUCAACUUUGUCAGUUUGUUAUGGAUAAUUCUCAAAAUGCACCUCUUGUUGGAUCAACAUUGGAAACAUUAUUACGAUUUCUCAACUGGAUCCCUCUUGGCUAUAUUUUUGAAACAAAAUUGAUCAGUACAUUGAUUUACAAGUUUUUGAAUGUGCCAAUGUUCAGGAAUGUCACAUUAAAGUGUCUCACAGAAAUUGCUGCUGUUCAGGUAUCACAAUAUGAUGACCAAUUUUUACUGCUCUUCAAUUUAGGAAUGGGGCAACUGAAACAGAUGCUCCCACUUCAAACUAACCUGAGGGAAGCUUACCAAAGUGGGACAGAUGAUGAACAGAACUUCAUACAAAAUCUCAGCCUUUUUCUGUGUUCCUAUUUAAAAGAGCAUAGUACAUUAAUUGAAAGAAAACAAGAAAAUCAUGAGGUUUUACUAGAGGCACUUAAUUACCUUAUCCUGAUAUCAGAAGUCGAUGAAGUGGAGAUUUUCAAAAUAUGUCUAGAAUAUUGGAAUAGUCUGGCUGCAGAUAUUUACAGGGAGAGUCCAUUUUCUGCUACAAGUUCCUCUCCACUUCUUCUGGGCAAGUCUCACCACAAUGAACUACCAGCCCGAAGACAGCUUUACAACCCUGUAUUAUCGCGCGUACGAAGAGUGAUGAUCUCUAGAAUGGCAAAACCUGAAGAGGUGCUGGUGGUGGAAAAUGAACAAGGAGAGGUUGUUAGAGAAUUCAUGAAAGACACAGACUCAAUUAAUUUAUACAAGAACAUGAGAGAAACUCUGGUUUAUCUGACACAUUUGGACUGUGCUGACACUGAAUCUAUUAUGACUGAAAAACUACACAAUCAAGUGAAUGGAACUGAAUGGUCAUGGAAAAAUCUCAAUACGCUGUGUUGGGCUAUUGGGUCUAUCAGUGGUGCAAUGCAUGAAGAUGAUGAAAAGAGAUUCUUAGUGAUUGUGAUAAAGGACUUGCUUGGUCUAUGUGAGCAGAAGAGAGGAAAGGAUAACAAAGCCAUCAUAGCAUCCAAUAUCAUGUAUGUGGUAGGGCAGUACCCACGAUUUCUCCGGGCACAUUGGAAGUUUCUCAAGACAGUUGUCAACAAGUUAUUUGAAUUUAUGCAUGAAACUCAUGAUGGUGUACAAGAUAUGGCCUGUGACACCUUUAUCAAGAUAGCACAGAAAUGUCGUCGUCAUUUUGUACAGGUACAGGUGGGCGAGGUCAUGCCUUUCAUUGAGGAAAUUUUAAAUGGCAUCAACACAAUUAUCUGUGAUCUACAACCACAACAGGUCCACACAUUUUAUGAGGCAGUGGGUUUAAUGAUCAGUGCACAGACCGAUCAGGUAGCUCAAGAACAUCUAAUCGAGAGGUACAUGCUACUACCAAACCAAGUAUGGGAUGGCAUCAUUAAUCAGGCUACACAGAAUGUAGAGGUCCUUAAGGAUGGUGAUGCUGUAAAACAACUUGGAAAUAUUCUGAAAACUAAUGUGCGAGCUUGUAAAGCUUUAGGUCACCCCUAUGUUGUACAGUUGGGAAGGAUAUAUCUGGAUAUGUUAAAUGUGUACAAAGUCAUGAGUGAGAAUAUCAGCAGUGCCAUAGCGACCAAUGGUGAGAGUGUCACCAAACAGCCGCUCAUCAGGAGCAUGAGAACAGUCAAGAAAGAAACACUCAAGUUGAUAUCAGGAUGGGUCAGUCGAUCCAAUGACCCUGCUAUGGUUGCAGAGAACUUCAUCCCACCUCUAUUAGAUGCUGUAUUACUUGACUAUCAAAGGAAUGUGCCAGCUGCUAGGGAACCAGAAGUGCUGAGCACAAUGGCCACCAUUGUCAACAGAUUGGAAAAUCAUAUUACCAAGGAUAUUCCCCAGAUCUUUGAUGCUGUAUUUGAAUGUACAUUGGACAUGAUCAACAAGGACUUUGAAGAGUUUCCAGAACAUAGAACAAAUUUCUUUUUGCUCCUGCAAGCUGUCAACUCACAUUGCUUCCAAGCUUUCUUGAAUAUUCCACCUGCGCAAUUUAAGUUGGUGUUGGAUUCAAUAAUUUGGGCAUUUAAACACACUAUGAGGAAUGUUGCAGACACUGGACUAGACAUUCUCUAUGUAUUGCUUCAGAAUAUAGCCAAUGAGGAGACGGCUGCCCAGAGCUUCUAUCAGACUUACUUCACAGACAUAUUACAGCAUGUGUUUUCUGUUGUGACAGACAGUUCACACACUGCAGGUUUGACAACACAAGCAACAAUUUUGGCGUACAUGUUUGUAUUAGUGGAGACAGGCAAAGUCACAGUGGCUCUUGGUUCCAAUUCAUCAUCAUCACAAAACGUUCAAUACAUACAGCAGUUUCUCCUCAACCUUCUCAAAGCAGCAUUUCCUCAUCUCAAUGAGCCACAAAUCCGUGUGUUUAUUGAGGGUGCUUUCAGCUUCGAUAGAGAUAUCCCAGCAUUCAAGGAGCAUGUCCGGGAUUUCCUUGUGCAGAUCAGGGAGUUUGCUGGUGAAGACAACAGUGACUUGUUCCUUGAGGAGCGAGAAGCAGCAAUAAAACAAGCUGCUGAUGAGAAACGAAAGGUACAGAUGGCUGUUCCUGGUAUCAUAGGACCACAUGAGAUUCAGGAAGACAUGCAGGAUUAAAGUUACCAAGGAUUACUUUUGGUCCAGUGAAUCUCUGCUGUAACAUGAAAAGGGAACACUUCCAAUUGGGAGCUGGUUCAUCAUCUGCUUGGUCAGAAAGCAGAACAUUGAACAUGAUCAAGUGAUGAAGCAAUGGACCGGGUGCACUUCAGAGAGCCACAUGGGUUCGUGAUUGAUCUGUUUGUCACACAUGUCUAUCUUGGAAUUCCCACCUAAGUACAUGUUGUGAUCUUAAAAUGCAAAAGAUCCUGUAAGUGGACUGGAUGACCUAAUCACCUAUUGAUGAAGGAGCAUAAUGAGUAAAGGUAUUAUUGAUACAGCUUGUAGCUGUAUAUAAAAUUAUGGAAAUGGAGGGUUGAAUGUCUCUUCACAUAACAGAUGAUAGAUUGAUAACAGACAAUCUGUGAAGCGAGGUGUUUAAAUCUCGGCUUAGUGCUUUUUAAAUAUGAAAGAGAGUAUACAGCUUGUAUGUGAUGUAUGUUAUCUGAAGUAAAUGAUUAGAGAAAUCGAGUUUGAACCAUGUUAUACCAUGUUAUAUUGAACAAUGAAUUACAGUUAUAGGUUAUAAAUGCAGCAUUGACUUUUUAAUUACGCAAUGCAAAUCUUUGGUACUCGUACCAACGAUGUCAGAAUUGGAAACUCACUUUCCUUGAUAUAUUAUAAACACUAAAUAACUUGAUAUUCUGAAUAUUUAGUUUUUGCCAGGAGGCUAAAACCAACACUGCUUUUCAAUGUCUAUAUCUUGGAGGAAUUUCUUCUCCCUAAACAGUAAAGAAAAUAUCAGGAAUGAGGGAAAGUUAAGUUUACAGAUAAAAGGGUCCAUCCUUUAGUAUCUGCGAUAUUAAAUUUUGAACAUGUUUACAGAGCACAUGGUCAAUUCAAAAUUAAGAUAUCAAAUGAUUUAGUGCACAAAAGUACAUCUUCAAGUUGUUGGCUUUAAGUAAACCUAUUACUUUUACUAAAUACAUUUUUUUUCUUAAGAUUGUGUGGGUUUUUUUUUUUUUUUUUAUCAAAUUCAGAGCUCAUAAAUGAAAUGUUUAGUUAUUUUUGCUAGACUUAAUGCGAGUCUUUGGUUGGCAGAGCUAUAAAUACUUUAAGUAUGAUUGGGUGAAGGCUGUCUUCAACUGUGUUGUAAGUAUCAUAUACUGUUACAAUACUCUUGCCAAAACUUUGAAUACAGCAAAGGGAGGGAGGAGUGUCUAAACAUUUUUUUCAAUUUUUUUUUCUAGAAGUCUUUCCACAUAUAAGCUAGGCCUUAAUAAGUUAAAUGUCUCAACAAUUACAUGCUAAUCACUAAGCUAUUUCCUCCAACAGUACUGGAAAAAAAUGUAUUUUAAUAGCUUUGAUCAUGUCGUAAUCACUAUGAGAAUGUUGAUAUUUUAUGUAUGAUACGAUUGUGUUCUCUGUAUAUUGGUAAUCCUUGCACUGGAAGACGAAAUAAUGACUUGCAUUACGAGGAUUAGCAAUUUAACAGCAUGUUAUGUUUUCACAAAUAAUUUUGAUUUAAUUGAAUAUUUUGUAUACAUACAGUAAAAUAGAUCAAAAGACAGUGAAGUGUCAUAUUUGAUAGAAGUACUUGAAAGAAAUCAGUGGUUUUAUUCUGAUUUAGAGUACUUUAUAAAUCUGAAGUUUAUCACUUGCUGAUUUGUCACUGGAUUUAGUUCUGGAAAUUACUGAAAUGGUAUAUUUAAUAGACAGAUUUGCUCUUAUUCCAAGUGAAAUAUACUGAUGACAUCUCAUUUGUCGAUGCAAUGGAAACAGAAACAAUAUAAAACCAUUGCCACUAUGUUGUCAUUAUCACAGAUUAGUUCUCCUGAGUAUGAAUGGUUUAGAAGCGAUCAGAGUGGGGUUUUCUUUCUUUAUUUUUUUAAUGAAAUUGCAAAUGUAUAAAAUAAUGGAAAACAUUUCAUUAACUUGUUACUGUAAGGUUCCAAUGUCAUGAAAUACAUAGUGUUUUUGUAAAUCAAAAUUGACGCGUAUCUUUUUGUUUACUUUGGUCUCGCUUUACCAUUGAUAAUGACGUAACAAUUGAAAUCCACACUCUAAGUCAAGUAAAUGCAAGUGUUUGAUAUCAGGCAUUUUUUUACUCGCUCAGAUAGAGCCUUCCUUUUGAAUUAAUGGAGGACGAAAAAGAACUGAUGAUGCUGUGACGUAUCGUCUGUCGUUUAGGUGAGGCCAUCAGAAUUUAAGCUUUGAAAAAAGGCCUUCUUAAAACAAGAAAAGUUAACAUCCAUGAUACCAAGUGAGUGUUGUAAUCCCAGUGGAAUUAUGACUAGAUCUAUUGGCAUUUAAGUUAAGAGUAUAAUGGCAGUAAUAUUUCAAUGUAUCAAUAAUUAUUUGGUAUUCAUGUACAAUAUGUUGUGGUGCUUGAAAGGCAUGGACUUCAAUAUUUGUAUGCUCAUAUUUAAUUUUUAAAACACCAACAAUUACUUUGUAAAUUUGCUUCAAACACCAUAAAGGUCAUUUCCUUGUCAGAUCCACCAUGUAGAUUCCAUGUUUAGUUUAUCAUAGACUGACUAUAAUAGCCUUGUAGUGUGUUAAAUUUAAAUUUGGAGCAUUACAACAGAACAUGUACAUGUAAUACCAGAUCAGUGGUUGUGUAAGAGAGGUAUUUUUCUUCUAGAAUUGAUCAUCUGGAAUUUAGUCGGAUUUCUUACUAAUAUGCAGCUAAAAAUCAAUAAUGCUGUUAUGUAACAGUAAAUUAUUAAAUAUCAUUAUAUUUCUUAAGCUGUUUUCUUAAAGAAACAAACUAUUGAACUGUUUACAUUAAACAUAUUACCUCACCUGAUAUUUUAAUGGAAAAAUCCUCUCUUUAAAGAUUUUCUGUUUAAAUGAAUAUACAUUGUACAGGUAUUGCCUUGCUUCUAAAAGGUAAUUUGCAUCACUUACGUACCAUGUUAUCAAACUGAAUAAAUAAUUGUUUUACAAUUUGAAUUUAAAUUUUGAUUUAAAUAAAAUGUUCAACAGCAAUGGGAAAAAAAUUAAAAAAAUUCUAAAUUCCUGUAA